This is a messenger RNA of Rana temporaria (common frog), 4730 nucleotides long. RefSeq names its product PH domain and leucine rich repeat protein phosphatase 2 (gene PHLPP2). The record is from RefSeq and is a predicted model, not a curated record. The coding region runs from base 23 to 4009 and encodes 1328 amino acids. Gene Ontology annotation, molecular function: protein binding. The transcript is spliced from 19 exons. Lineage: Eukaryota; Metazoa; Chordata; Amphibia; Anura; Ranidae.
UUCAGCGAGCGGAGCCGUGGAAAUGGACGGCCGGAGGUCGGUGCCGGGACCCCCCGGGGAGGGAGGAGGAGGGCCUGAGCCCAACCGGACCAACGGAGCCAGGGGGGCCGCCAUCCGAGUGCUGAAGAGGAAUAUGAAGCGUAGUACGAGUAAGAACUGCUUGACCCAGAGGUGCUGCCUGGGCUCCCGGGAGCGGGACUGGCUGAGGGAAGACCCGGACCGCGGCUGCGUCUUCGUCUUCGGAUCGGAUCACGGCGCCUCCUUUCCCGACCUCCAUGUUGUGCUCUGUACUGUGGACACCGCGACCUCCGAGAUCUGCUUAUGUGAGGAAAUGGAGAGUUUGUACAUCCAGCUCCACGGGGACCUCGUCAGGAGGCUAGAACCCGAGGAGCGCCCCCUGCACAUCAUCUACAAGUACCUGUCAGACCUGGGAUUCCGGGACCCCCUGAGGAUACAAGAGGAGGCGGCCCACUCCGACCUCAGCUGCAUGAUCCGGUUUUAUAGCGAGAAGCCGAGCUCCGUGGAGCAGUUGGACCGGAUUUUGCUCUCGGGGGUCUUCAAUGUACGGAAAGGGAAAAUUCAGCUCCAUAAAUGGGCGGAGAGGCUGGUCGUUCUGUGCGGCACUUGCCUAAUUGUCUCUUCUGUGAAGGACUGUCAGACGGGGAAGAUGCACAUUCUGCCCCUUGUGGGUGGCAAGAUAGAGGAGGUGAAGAGAAGACCGCACUGCCUGGCCUUCUGCUCGGCCGAAGCACAAGCGCCCACCUACCACGUCAGCUUCGACUCCGCCGCAGAGUACCAGAGGUGGCACCGACAGGCUACUAAGGUGGUGUCCCAGAGGCUGAGCACUGUCGAUCUCUCGUGUCAGAGCCUAGAAGAGAUUCCCGAUCAUCUGUUCUACUGCCAGGACGUCACGUCCCUGAACCUCCGCCAUAACUUCCUGCAGCUGCAGGGUCCAGCAGGAGUGAGCAGUCUCUGCAGGUUCUCACAGCUGAAGGUUCUCAAUCUGUCGCAGAACAAGCUGGGAGAUUUCCCCUCGGAGUUAUGUCAGGUCUCCACCCUCACCGAGCUCAACGUCUCCGGCAACGGGCUGACGCACGUUCCUCCGCAGAUUGGACAGUUGCUCAGCCUCCAGACACUUAACCUUGACGGGAACUCCCUGACAUCGUUGCCUGACGAGCUCGGGUCUCUGCCGCAGCUAACGAGCCUUGGCCUUGCGUUCAACGACUUGAUGACCAUUCCCAAGGCUUUUGACAACCUUUCUUCUGUGGAGAAGUUGUGCAUGGCGGGGAACCGACUGGAGCUUCUUAACCUGCAGACACUCGUGACCAUGACGCAUGUGAAGGUCGUAGACUUGCGGAUGAAUCAUUUGACUCAAGUGACCGCCAGCAUGGAGGGAAUAAACCACAUCACGCAUUUCGAUGUGCGAGAUAACCAGCUGUCCUCCCUGGACCUUAGCUGUAUGGGGAACCUGGAACAACUGCACUGCGAAAGGAACCAGCUGAGGGAGCUGAGGCUGUGCGGCUUCUCCCUGCGGGCGAUCUAUGCCGGCUCCAACAGGCUGACCUUAAUGAAUGUUUACCUGGCGCCUUCUCUGCUCCACACUCUUGACCUGUCUAGGAACUGUCUAGCGUGGGUGCCGGAGUGGAUAUGUGAGACCAAGAAGCUGGAAGUUCUUGAUCUUAGCUGGAACGCGAUAGCAGAGCUGCCUCUCAGGAUAAUGGGCUCUUCUAGUCUGCGAAGACUGAUGCUUGGACACAACCAGCUGAAGAACCUUCCUUGCCCCAUGGAGUCCAUUCCUCUGGAGAGCCUGGAUGUGCAGCACAAUAUGCUGAGACACCUUCCAGACUCCCUCUUUACCGUAGCUUUAAAUCUCAGGUUUCUGAACGCAUCAGCAAACAUGCUGGAGAGCCUCCCGUCAAUGUUCAGCGGAGAGGAGAGUGGGACCAGGUUGCAAGCCUUCUACCUAACCAACAACCAACUAAUGGACCAGUAUGUUCCUUUCCUGACCAUCCAUACCAACCUCAGGGUUCUGCAUCUGGCCUAUAACCAGCUGGAGACCUUCCCAGCCAGCAAGCUCAACAAGCUGGAGCUCCUGGAGGAGCUGAACAUUAGCGGUAAUCGUCUGAAGUCGAUCCCCAGCACGGUGUCCAACUGCAAGCGACUGCACACGCUCAUCGCCCAUUCCAACUGCCUGAGCGUCUUCCCGGAGAUCUUCAACCUGCCGCUGAUCCAGCUGGUUGACCUGAGCUGUAACAGCCUGGUGGAGAUUGUGGCCCCGGAGAGCCUGCCUCCUGUCCUUCACGAGCUGGACCUGAAAGGGAACAUUGACCUGGUGCUGGACCAUCAACUGCAUGAUAUCUUCAGUCACAUCCCCAUCCUGAAAAUCGACAACAAACCUUUGCCAAAUUCUGACCUGCCGGUGACCUCCAUCUCCUGCAACCACGGCUUAGCGGAGAUGUCCGGCCAGCGGAACAAGCUCUGCGUCUCCUCGCUGGCCGUCAGCGACUUUGCCGACAGCGUGGAGGCUCUGUACGGCAUGUUUGACGGGGAUAAGAACGAGGAGGUGCCGCGUCUGCUGCAGUGCACUAUGGGAGAUGUGCUGCUGGAAGAACUGCAGCAGUCAAGCUGCGAGCGAACGUUCAUGUGCCACACGUUCCUCGUGUCACACAGAAAGUUGGGGACUGCAGGUCAGAAGUUGGGCUCCUCUGCGGUUCUGUGUUACGUGGGACGUGGCGGCGGCGGCGCCGAUCACAGCUUCUCCCUCACCGUGGCCAACGUUGGGACUUGUCAGGCCGUGGUGUGCCGCAACGGGCAGCCCCUCCCCCUCUCCAGGGUCUUCAGCUUGGAGCAAAGUCCAGAGGAACUUCUCCGGAUCAAAGAGCAAAAGGCGAUCCUCACCGAGGACAACAAGGUUAAUGGCGUCACCUGCUGUACCCGUCUGCUGGGCUGCACCUAUCUCCACCCGUGGGUGCUCCCGGAUCCUCAUAUCACCACGCUGCCCCUGACCGUGCAGGACGAGAUGUUAAUCCUGGGGAGCAAAGCAUUGUGGGAGUACGUACCAGCCACAGAGGCGGUUCAAACCGUCCGCCACCUCCCCGAUCCGCUGGCCGCUGCCAAGAAGCUCUGUACUUUGGCGCAAAGCUACGGCUGCCAGGACAACGUCGCCGCCCUGGUGGUGUGUCUCAAUAUCGGAGAGGACACCUGCACCUGUGAGAUGCACACACUAACGUUGCCUCACCCGUCCGGUUUGGCCUCCGCGGCGACCAAAGAGUCUCCCGACUCGGUCACGCCGUCCUCCAGCAGCGGCAUCGCCUCCGAGUUCAGCAGCGAAAUGUCCGUGUCGGAGGUGAGUAGCGAAGUCGGGUCUACGGCUUCAGACGAGCACGCCAUAGCCGGCCUAGAAGGAGGCCUCAUCCUGCGUCCCGAGCGCCGGUGCAGCUUGCACCCCGUCCCCUCAGCCAGCACCUUUCAGCGGCAGCCGUCUUGCGCCACCUUCUCCAGCAACCAGUCGGAGAACGGCCUGGACAGCGACGACGAGCUGCAGGCCGAAGGCCUCAUCAUGGGCAGCCGGCUGGAGGUGGAGGUGGACAUUCACUGCAGCAGGCAACAUUCCCCGGAACCUUCGGGUGUCGGCGCGUUCCAGGGCCUGGAGGAGGACGCUUGUGCGAUUUCCAUGCAGAUUUUACAACAGAACACCAUAAACCACAACCAGAGCCAAGAGAAGGACGACCUGCCUUCCUCGGUGUCCACGCUGAGCUUGUAUAAGAAGAAGCACUCCAACGGCUCCGUGGUGCCCCUCGAAGAAAUGCUCAACCUAAUCGAGGUGGCCUCCGAAGCUCCAAAGAGGAAAACCGGCUACUUCUCCGCUCCUUCCCAGAUGGAACCCGAGGACCAGUUUGUGGUUCCUCCACACUUGGAAAACGAGGUGAGGGAGCAGCUGCACGAACUGGAGUCAGCGGCAGAAGACAGCCGAGUCCACGCCCCCGAGGAGUUCGACACUGCCUUGUGACACCCCCCCAUGGAUCUCCAAAACCUGCGUGAUCCCACAAAUUGCACAUUUUACAACCGAAAUAUUGCCAGUUUGAACAAACAAAAAAAAAAACGUACUACUGAACCUUUUUGCUAAGAAAGGCGCGACUUUUUUUUUUUUUCGCUCAUUUACAUGGUCGAGGGAUCUGCCAAUCACAGCAUACCUCCUCAAAUCCUCCGCCCCAUUUUUUUUUAACACCAAUUUUUUUUUUUUUUGUGCAUUUAAUUUAUUAACACGUUUUUAAAUUUCCUGGUUGUUGAGCCAAUGAACAAAAAUGUGAAUCGAAUCCAAAUAUUUAUAUUUUGAACGAAGUGGAUCCUGUGGAAAGCGAUGGCGCCCUCAACCGCGGCUUGGUCCCUUUUUGGGAAUGCGUCCUGAAGCCCUUUGGCCUUCGCUGGCGUGUUAUCGGAAAGGGGAUUCUUAAAGGUGGGGGGACCAUCAUUGAAGAAAAAAAAACAGGUCUUCUGAUUUCUAUUUUUUAUCCGCACUUGAAUACAUUGUUACUUUUAGAACAAAAAUACGUUAUAUUGGUGCUUUAUAAAGAGCACGCUAAUUCUCAAAGAAAAUUUUAUUUUUUUAAAUUUCUGUGUCUAAGAGCUGCUCCAUAGCAUCUGGUUUGUAUCUAAAGCCAACAUUUUUGUUUUAUUUUGAAUAGAGGAUGUAGGGCAAUGGAUAUGCAAUUAGCGGACCUCCCAGCUGU